Canariomyces notabilis is the source of this 999-nucleotide messenger RNA. RefSeq lists its product as uncharacterized. Gene Ontology annotation, molecular function: metal ion transmembrane transporter activity. Lineage: Eukaryota; Fungi; Ascomycota; Sordariomycetes; Sordariales; Chaetomiaceae. The record is from RefSeq and is a predicted model, not a curated record. The transcript has 5 exons. Gene Ontology annotation, cellular component: membrane. Gene Ontology annotation, biological process: metal ion transport; transmembrane transport. The coding region runs from base 199 to 999 and encodes 266 amino acids.
CGAAAAACCCUCUAUAAUAGCCACUACUAUAGAGCCAACUUACCACUCUUCUACAGUACUAAAUCCAUCACCACCUUUGACUCUCUAAAGCUCACUAUUUGUCCUGUUAAGCAGCGAUAUCGCAGUAUUAACUCUGUCACUCUGGAGCGCUUGCCGGACUCCAGCCUGGUUUGCCGGGGCCGCGGCUCUGGGGCCCAAAUGCUUCAAGGCGUGUUGCUCCAUUGUUUGGAGUUGUGGGAAGAGUGUUGGACCGCUUGCAUGGACGCAUUAGAUGAUGUCGUUCGAGUUGAGGAUGAGGAUAUUCUAGAUGCUGCUACGAUGGCCGACUUCAUGUUUGAUAACGCUUUCCAAAGAUCCAGGCUCUACUUCCAAACCCUCCAGCUCCUUCGCGUAUUCUCCGAUAGCAUCCUGGAUACCGGCCGGGAUAUCCACCAGCUCGAUAGCAUGUUCUUGGAUCCAGAGACAGCAAGGGAUAUGUUUUGUAUGCCCCAGAACGCUCCUUUUGGCCGUUCGGCACUAUCGCAGGAGCUCGCCGACUUGAAGAAGAACUGGGAAUUCGUCACGAAGUUCCACUCUGAAGCUGAGGUGCGCCUUGUCCAGCAAGUACAAGCGAAGAUUGCCGAGAUACAAGGUCUCCGCGAUGGGCCCUUAAAUGCAACGUCUUUACGUGAGACAGCUGAGUCUACGAAGAUGAAUCGCUACAUCAUAGUAUUUACUGUGGUAACUGUUUUGUAUCUGCCCCCAACCUUCAUUGCAACUGUAUUUGGCACAGACCUGUUCCACGAGACAGAACUCACCGAGACCAUCAAUAAAUACAAGAUUGCAACGGUUGCCGCGUCGAUAGGAACAUACAUCCUUGCAUUCUUGCUCAUCUUGAUGGUUGAGCGGAUUGGCGUUGUCCAAUCCCUGUGGGCUUGGGUCAAAGGCUUCAACCCGCAGAUGCACGGCAAACUGAAGAGGUGGAUUCUAAAUCGGCGCUCUGAGCCCGACUUACAGUAA